This is a messenger RNA of Clupea harengus (Atlantic herring), 6196 nucleotides long. It is a transcript of the gene ankrd50l, whose product is annotated as ankyrin repeat domain 50-like. Gene Ontology annotation, molecular function: protein binding. NCBI's taxonomy places the organism in Eukaryota, Metazoa, Chordata, Actinopteri, Clupeiformes, Clupeidae. The record is from RefSeq and is a predicted model, not a curated record.
CAGCAUGCAAAAGUACAGAGCCAGUAACUGUGCGUAAUGGCUUGAGGAUCUUUCUUGAGAUGGAAAAGUCCGCUGUGCUGUGAAAUAAUAUUACGUGCCAUUUAAUCUGAAUACACGUUGGUGGAAGAUGCACUGUGGAAGGAUGCCUUGAACUGUUUAGGUCUAAAUCGUCGGGGAAACAACAUUUCACCGAGAAAUCGGGCUUGUCGAUGAAAACGAGCAGCUUUAUUCUCUACGCGGUAACGCCUGACGCAACCAAGUUCCAUUUCAUGUGUGGACUCUUCCUUGGCAACAUGUCCUGACAUGUCAGGAAACAGAGCAGGAGAAAUGGGAGGACAAGUCAAACCGUCACAGGGGAGCAGCUGUAAAGGAUCACAGACUCGACAGUCAUCCCAGGACGAGGAGUUGUGAUAGGACUCGGGGGACCAAAAGAAGGAGGAAGAAUUUUUCUUUUCAGCGAACAAGACCAUCUCGUGGACUACAAAAUCAGCAGCAGCAGGCCUCAUCUCUGGGUCACAUAAGGACGCGGUGUAAAGUCGUCUAAAUAUUUAACAUUUGAAUGUUAAACAAAUCGGGGGCAAAGCUCUUUUUUUUCUGUCAUUAAUACUGGAGUAUUUUGAAGCACCGAAGGAGGACCCAUCAUCGGCAUCAUUAAAUAGAGAGCCUUGGCAGCGCAGUAGAACAUGGGCGUUGGGGCCCGCACAGUGACUCCUGCCCCAGCUCUGAGGGCCCGAUGAGGGGCCCCAGCCCAAGCCCUCUCAGGGGCCGGCACUUUCACUGCCGGGAAUGGGCCCUGGAGAAGUUGCGGCGAUGCUUGGAUGCCCGGGGAGACUGCAACGAGAGUCGGGCAUCGGUGGGCGUGUUGAUGACAGGGGGGCCCGGUGCGGGGAAGACGGCUCUGAGCACGGAAACGUUGUGGCCGCAGUCGGAUGCGGGCAGAGCCUCGGGGCUGGCGCCACGCUGCCUGGCGUGGCACUUCUGCCAGCGGGAGGAUGAGGGCAGCGUGGCGGUCUGGAGGUUCGUCCUGAGCCUGGUGGAGCAGACGAGGGCCAGCCCGCUCUUGCCCCCGGCGUAUGGCCACAUGCUGGGCAGCCCUGACAUUGCACCCACGCUGGAACCUUUACACUGCCAGCGGGAUCCAGAUGACACUUUCAGAAGGGCAGUUCUGGAGCCCCUGGCGGACCUACCCCGUCCGGUUCAGAGUGUGUAUGUGUUGGUUGACUCCCUGGACUCCGGGUUCGGUGCUGGGCUCAGGGACGGGGUGGCAGCUGCUCCCACGGCGAGUCAGAGUGGCUCCAUCGCUGAGCUGCUCUCCAGGCACCUCCACCUCCUGCCCAGCUGGCUCCUGCUGGUGUGCUCCGCACGGCGCCAGAACAAGACCAUCUGCAAGAUGUUCUCAGGCUUCAGAAGAAUGUGCCUGGACGACCUUCGGAAGCCACUCAUAGUGCGGGACAUUCAACAGUACAUCCUGCGGCGCCUCGACCAGGAGGGGGCGCUGCGUCGGCAGCUGACCCCCGACACAGCGGACAUGCUGAACCUGCUGCACAUCAAGAGCGGCGGCUGCUUCCUCUUCCUGCAGCGCGUGUUGGACGGGGUGGCCGCCGGCCUGGUGGGCCUGCGUGAGAUCCGGGACAUUCCAGGGACCCUCAACGGGCUCUACCUGUGGCUCUGCCAGCGCCUCUUUCCGAGGAGGCUCUUUGCUCUCGUACGGCCGCUCCUCAAUGCCCUGCUGGCCUCCCCCAGGCCCCUCACCCCGGCGCAGCUCUAUGCUGUGGUCUGGACUCAGAACGCCAGCCUCAGCCUGGAGGAUUUCCAAACUCAGCUGAGUGCCCUUGACUCGCUCCUUAUCGACGGACCUGGAGGAAGCAAGCUGUUGUUCCACAGCAGCUUUGCCGAAUGGCUGACCGAUGUCAAGUACUGCACACAGAAGUACCUGUGCAGCGUGCAGGAGGGACAUCUCAUGCUGGCCAUGGCCCUAUCAGUCCAAGCUAAGAGACUGUCCACUGAGGAGACCUGCCUAUUGGGUUACCACCUGGUUAGCUGUGGGAUCCACUCCAAUGACCCUGCUCUGCUGGCACUCUGGAUGGUGUGGACUGAGGUACCAUCCCUUGGCAGAACCAUUGAGGACUGUUGUGAUGGGGACACUGGAGGACACUCGCUUAACCCUCCAUCGUCCGUGUCUCAUACACCGGUUGUGAUCCAACAGGAUGUCUUUCAGCUUCUGAUGAAAAGUGGGGUCUAUCCCCCAACCUGUUCUCCUGACAACGGGCCCAGUGUUGGGGUGCACUGCGCCAACAGUGGUAGUGGGAUCGUCCGGAGAGCACUCCAGAGAGAGGACUCUGUCCGGGUGCUGCUGGACACCGGGGUUAGUGUGAACCGGACUGACCCAUCUGACGGGCGCACUCUGCUUGCCACAGCAGCCCAUGCUGGCUCAACUGACAUAGCAGCUCUCCUGUUGUGUCGCGGGGCAGACCCACUCCUCAGAGACCACCAGGGCCAGACGCCACUCACUCUGGCUGCCAGGCAGGGACACGUGGGAGUCUUGCAGGUGCUGCUGGACUGGGCGCAGGACCAGCACGGCCUGGAGGCAGCAGCGGUGCGGAACAUGCUGGAGCACUCGGACACGGAGGGCUGGACCGCUCUCCGCUCCGCUGCGUGGGGGGGACACGUCGAGGCCGUGAGGCUCCUUCUGGAGGCCACGGUAGAGGUGGAUGGCUAUGAUGCAGAAGGACGGACCGCCCUGCGAGCAGCAGCCUGGGGAGGCCACGAGGAGAUUUUGCUUACUCUGCUGGACCACGGGGCGCAGGUGGACAAGGUUGACCGCGAGGGACGCACCCCUCUCAUCGCUGCGACUUUCAUGGGGCAUAGGGAGGCUGUGGAGAUCCUCCUGGACGCAGGGGCAGAGGCGGACCUUGCGGACGGGGAUGGUCGGACGGCUCUGUCGGUGGCAGCACAAUGCGUGCCGAGCGGAGGCAGGGGAUACGGGGAGGUGGUGAGCCUCUUGCUGGAGCGAGGGAGCGACCCGGCACACAGGGACCGCGACGGGAUGACACCGCUGCUUCUGGCUGCUUACGAGGGCCACGAUGAGGUGCUGGAGCUUCUGUUGGAGGCCGGAGCGGAUGUGGAUGAGACGGCCGGAUCCCAGCCUUCCGCUGUGGCUACCGUGACGCCUCUCCUGGCUGCCGCGUCCAUGGGUCAUGCCAGUGCGGUGAACCGUGUGUUGUUCUGGGGGGCCGCCGUGGACACGAUCGAUGGCGAGGGCCGCACUGCCCUGUGCCUGGCAGCUGCCCGCGGCAGUGUGGAAGUGGUUCGAGCCUUGCUGGACCGCGGUCUGGACGAGAACCACAAGGACGACCUCGGAUGGACACCGCUGCACGCCGCUGCCUGCGAAGGCCACCGCACGGUGUGCGCUGCUCUCACUGAGAGAGGUAGCAUGGCCCGCGUGGGAGAGCUAGACGUCGAAGGGCGAACUCCCCUCAUCCUGGCUGCGCAGGAGGGCCACUGCAGCACCGUCAGGCUCCUGCUGGACCGCCGUUCCCCCAUUGACCAGAGGGGCUACGAUGGACACUCGGCCCUCAGCGCCGCCACCCUGCAGGGCCACGGGGAGGUGGUGGAGCUCCUGAUGAGGCGGGGGGCGGACACGGACGUCCGUGACGCGGAGGGGAGGCCCCUGCUCUACCUGCUGGUGCUCGAGGGCCGGCUGGACAUGGCUGCCCUGCUCAUGGAGAAAGGGGGGGUGCCGCUGGAGUCACGGGACUCGGAGGGCCGCACGGCACUUCACGUGGCCGCUUGGCAGGGUAACGCUGGAGCCAUGAACCUGCUGCUGGGACGCGGAGCUGACUCCAACGCUCGAGACUCAGAGGGUCGACCGCCACUCCACUCAGUUGGGUGGAGGGGUCACGUAGAGGCUGGACGCGUGCUUCUGGAGGCCAGGGGAAUCAUUGUGGACCUGGCCUGUCGCCAGCAGGGAGCCACAGCCCUGUCCAUAGCAGCACAAGAGGGACACACUGAGGUUGUAGUCAAGCUACUGCAAAAGGGUGCCGACCCAGACCAUGUAGAUUCCUAUGGACGCAGUCCAGUAAAAGUAGCAGGGAAAAGAGGUCACUUUGACAUUGUCCGGCUGCUAGAAAGCUACGGGGCUAAGCCCUACCCCUGUCUUCUACCUGGAACAAUCGGCAACCCUGGACUGUCCCAGACUUCCACAGUGAAGUCUUCUGCCAGCUCCGGGAGCACUGGGGAAGGGCGAGGCAUGGCACACUCCUACCCAGCAGCCUCCUCAGCCUCCUCAGCCUCGGCCUCUGCAUCCUGCUCCCCCUCAUCCACUGCAGAGCGCUUCCACUCCAUCCAGAGCUCCCAGACGUCCUCGUCCACCGGCCACUCGCAGGCCACGGUGCAGACGGUCCCGGCGGACAGCCUGAGCUUCACACAGCAGAUUCAGCAGCACUCGCUGCCCCGCUGCCGCAGCCGUCCCUCCACUCUGCCCCCACCAGGGUCGGCAGCCGCCAGUCUCCAUGGCAGCACCAAGAGGAGCCAGAUCAAGACCACUUGCAAGGCGUCUCCUGCUGACACGCAGUACUUUCCCUCUGGGCUCUUUCUGGACUUGAAUCAGCCUCUGAAGGGGCUCCUGGAGUCUCUGGGUGGGGACUAUUCGGCAAAGCCCAAAAUGCAGACUCUUUUAGGGGAAGACUUGACCAAGGGCUCGCCGAACUUUGUGGGAGGAGGGAAGUGGAAUUCUGUCAUGGCGUCUCUAGGGGUGGCGCCAGGGCAGGACGGUGCCACCAGACCCGUGAAAAGCAGGGACAGCCCGCCCUUGGGGUACCCGCCGCCACAUCAGAGGGAGGCGUGGGAGGUGUCCCAGAAGGCAGCAUUCUCCCAAGACUUUAACUUCAACUCAGCAAUUUCACCCAGUGCCUUAACUGACGAUGCCAUGGUCAACAUUACGACAAAUGACCCACAUCUCAGUCGGAAGCAGGCCAUCAAACUCCAGUUUGAGGGGCCAACUAGCGCCGUGCUGUAUAAGAGAGAGACCCCACUGUGAGGUUUAUGUGGCCAGUGAGUAGCUUGGAGGAGCAUGGCUAUUGUGUAAACUGAAAGAUGAGAGGAAAGUGUUUGUCACGACACCUUCUGACCUUCUUCCCGCUAGAGGAAAAGAGGGGGGAGCGAAAGCGUUUGAGUUGAAAGUCUGACGCUGUUUACAUUUAACCACUUCCCUUGUGCCUGGACGGUGUGGAAAGCAGCUGUCACUGAUAUACACACAACAAUGCAGGCUGUUGCCUUCAGACUCGCACGUGACACCAACCCAACCCACACCCACCCAUCCAUGCAGACACUUGUAUCAUCACAUACCACUACAAGAACCUUUCUCCCCUCUCCACACAUACGCAGCUCCUCCAAACGUCUCACCACUCAAGAACAAUACCACUGUAAGUUGGUGUCGGGACUAAAGGGACAGGGAUCUGCAUGGGACUUCCGGAACAUUCCCACGCAACCCCACCCAUAUGUUAUGUCUAAAGCCAGCACAGUGAAAUGGCUAUAAUCACCAGGGCUCUGACUAGACACAUACCACAGAGACAGAGACAGAGACAAACUAAUCAAGCUGUAACUGCCUAACUGGAGUUUUGGACUAUAAUUUGGGAAUUUUGGGGAUUUUUCCCUAAACUUUUUUUCUUUUUCUUUCUGUUCUGAUUUCUUUCAUUUGAAAUAAUAACCCUGUCAUAAUUCACUGAUGUCAUAUUUAUAACGUAUGUCCUGGGUGGGUGACUUUUUACCCAGAGGAUUUGGUGCUUUCAUCUUGAAAGGGUGGCACUGACCUCUCUAAUUGCAUCUGGAGUGCUGGCCGUUAGUGACUGACGAGGCUGAGGAGGACGGAACAAAGCACACAGCUGAGCGAACAGACCUGCCAGCCGCAGGCCCUCGGGACCAAGAACUAGGACCAAGUCCAAACACAGAUGGGGUUUAUGACACGGAACGAACAAGAAGGAAGGAGAGGAUAAAGGAUGAGGUCAACAGUGGUAAAUUCCUCAGUUGCGAGAGAGAGAGAGAGAGAGACGCUAAAUUCUACCUAAUGUACUUAUUUUUAAUCUAUAUUCUAACUUACCAGGAUGUUUAAAUUAAAACAUGACUGUGUUUAACAUGACUGGUUUUGCACAUUGUUACAUAAUUGUGUCUGAAAUUCAUAAAGGACGCUUUUGGUCAA